Osmia lignaria (orchard mason bee) is the source of this 2081-nucleotide messenger RNA. Its product is annotated as protein-L-isoaspartate O-methyltransferase domain-containing protein 1. Gene Ontology annotation, molecular function: protein-L-isoaspartate (D-aspartate) O-methyltransferase activity. The record is from RefSeq and is a predicted model, not a curated record. NCBI's taxonomy places the organism in Eukaryota, Metazoa, Arthropoda, Insecta, Hymenoptera, Megachilidae. Gene Ontology annotation, cellular component: cytoplasm. Gene Ontology annotation, biological process: protein modification process.
AGCCACAGAAAAGUACAUUGAGAUUUAGAAAAAUUUCUCAAAGAUUAUACAUAUAAAAGGAAAUAAUGAUUGCAAGUGAUACAAUUUUUUCGUGUGAAACUUGUCGAUGUGCCAUUUAAUUUGCCAUACAACAGCCGCAGUCAUACAAUGGCGUAGAGACAGUUCGUGUUUUGUGCUAUCAGCUGAUGGACUUGAUGGACCUUACUCUUAUCAAAACAGAAGACAUUAUAACAGUUAUUGCAGCCUGUUGUCGCAAAAUGUCAUAUUACAAUGCGUGAUACUGUGCUCGUCGUAAUAAACUAAUUUGAGCUGGAAAAAAUUUUUUUUUCGAUUUAACAUCGACUCCAUUAUUCAUUGUCAUUAAAUAUAGUGUUUUCAUCUGUUGCAGAAGGAUUUAUCAAUUGUUAAGAAUGGGGACAACUGUAAGCAGUGGACAGAAUAACGAUGAAUUAGUUGAUGAUUUAAUGAAAUCUGGCUAUAUAAGAACCAAAGAGGUGGAGAAAGUAUUUAGAGCAGUCGACAGGGCAGAUUAUGUUUUGCCAUUACAUAGAGAGAUUGCUUAUAAAGAUAUUGCUUGGAAACAUGGGAACAUCCAUUUAUCAGCGCCAUGUAUAUAUAGCGAGGUAAUGGAAGCUCUUUUUUUGGAACCAGGAUUGAGCUUCUUAAAUCUUGGAUCAGGAACUGGUUAUCUUAGUACAAUGGCAGGACUCAUAUUGAGCCAACAUGGAACAAAUCAUGGCAUUGAGUUACACGAAGAUUGUUUAAAGUAUGCAUACGAGCGACUAGAAGAAUUUAAACAGAAGUCAUUAGCUCUGGAUGAAUUUGAUUUUUGUGAGCCACUUUUUAUACAAGGGAAUUGUCUGAAUGUUGCACCUGGUAGACAAUACGAUAGAGUGUAUUGUGGUGCAGCAUGUCCAGAAGGUCACGAAGGUUUUAUCAGACAAUUUGUACGCGUCGGAGGGAUUCUUGUAAUGCCUUUUAAGGAUCAUUUGCUUCGUAUACACAGAAUAGACGAGGAUACUUGGUUGCAUUUCACAAUGCUGUCUGUAUCAUUUUCAACAUUGGUUGUGCCUAUUGCUUCAGAGCAAACAUUGUUCCACUUACCCGAAUGUGAUCCGUUGUCUUUACAAGAGUUAUGCAGGGGUAAAAUAAGAGAUCGUUUACGUUUGAAUGUCUGGGUUGAACAUGCAGAUCUGGAGACUACAAAGCUUAUAGUACCAGAACGACGAAAACUUAGCCCUCCUCCCCAUCAGACUUUAAGAAGAUUCGUUAUUCCUAUUUUCGAGGAAUCCGACGAGGCUGUUUCAGACGGAGGCGAGGAAUUCAGUAGAGCGGUAUGUUUCUUGCUCAGUGUCGAUACUCAUCCUAGCGAACAAUGUACCUCUCAAGUAAGGACUGUCGUGCAAACUAAUCCAAAUGAAAAUCAGAAUUGGAGAAAGGCGAGCAACAGCGGGAGUAGUGGUCAGUAUAAUCAGAACGUAGAGAAUUUUGGAAACAGAAGCUCGUCUAUGAAAGACUCUUUUUUCAACGCAGACGCAUCAAACAAUGCAGAGGGUGUUUCAAGUUCCACCGAUGAACGAUCGCAAGAAAAUAUCAUUCACACACAGCGUAUCAUUAAUGUCAAUGAAAAUAUUGCAACUGCUAUAUGUUUGAAUAUAAGCGACAGUGACACCGACAGCGACGACGACGACAACGAUACCGACAGCGAAGCGGAUCACGAGGAGACCCUCGUUCAACGCAAAAAAGUGGCAAAACGGGAGAAAACGGAUAGCGGAAUAGUGGAAGACGUAAACUUGAGUAACGAGGAAGGCAGUUCAAGUUCGAACACAAAUCAUUCAGACUUGGAAACGGUGUAUCCAUCUGAGACAGCAGACGCGAUGGAUUCGGAUCUAUCCGAUAUCACGAUAAAUCGUAAUUUUAAUCCUCAUUCGGUCACUAGUGAUAAAUACCCUAAGGAUGAAGUUAUUGUCGCCCAUUACGUAAACAAAAAUGCCUUUUCUACUUUUAUGAGGGAAAAGAUACAUCAGUUACCAUUGCCUUUUGCAUUAAAGCUGUAUAUAGCUUAUAAUCGAGAACUGUAA